Molecule: messenger RNA, 411 nt
Organism: Neurospora tetraspora
Lineage: Eukaryota; Fungi; Ascomycota; Sordariomycetes; Sordariales; Sordariaceae
Exons: 1
Coding region: 1-411 (136 amino acids)
Source: RefSeq, a predicted model, not a curated record
AUGUGCACCCACCACAUAACCCGCCUCCUCUGCCCCCUCUGCCGCCUCACCCCAACCCUCACCCUAACCUCCGAAACCAAGUGUCCCUCCGCCGCCGCCGCCGCCGCCCACGACGACCCCUCCCACAAAACCUUCACUCCCAAAGAACACUGCCUAAAAUGGUCCAAUAAAGAAGUCAAAUCCAUCGGUAAGGAGCCGUGUUGGGGGUGUAAGGUGCAGGAAGAGAAGAAGGCUUUGGGAGGGAGACCUAUGGUGGAAGCAGAGGAGGAGGAAGAGGAAGAAAUGAACGAUAAUGAGAAUGACCUCGAGCCGUCACAUAUACAGAAAGGCCGGGCGGAGCGGGUACUGGAAGAUAUGAAGAGGAGGAGGUUGCGGGAAGGGCUGGGGCCUGAGGGGCCUAAGGGGGGUUAG